AUGGCCUUCGGCGAAAUUGUAGGCACGUCGUUGGAGGUCCCGCGAGUGACGUCGACGCUGCGAGUGCUGGUGCGAGAUGGCGGGCGUCCCUUCGACGUGGAUCAGCAGCUGCUGCAGCGAAAACAGGCUCUCGCGUUGCGAAGCUCAGCUGGCGCCACGUCAGCAGAAGCAGGCCACGUGGCACCAGCAGUAGGUGCCACGACACUGGCCCAGCGACUAGUUCCUGAUUGGGAGAAAGAUCCCUUUUUCCCACCCUUCGACCCCCCAACUCGCUUCUACCUUCCCCUUUCUUCGAACUUCUUUCUUACGUUCCUAACGGCCCACGCUAGUAUUGGAGGGGCGUAUGAAUCUGUUCGGGAGGCAUACGAGUCGUUCCUAGUGGCCGUCCAAUCAUUGCUCGCCACGGAGGUCUCUUCUGCCGACCUGCACGAGGCGGCAGGGGCGGCGUUUGACUGCAUUGACCACCAGCUCAGAGCACGGCGGGCGAAGCAGGCAGGGGAAGGGGAGGGAGGGGAGGAUGGAGGCCGUUCUGAUGGUCUUUCCGGGGCAUUGAGUGAGGCAGACUCACUCUCGGAUGCUGAUCUGGGCACCAUAAGAUCUGCUCUUUCCGACCUCCUUGGUCUUAUCUCCUCCGAACUUCCCCUCAUCCGCCGAGCAGCCUCACUUUCCCUCCAGCUGCUCGCCUGGCAGCGCACCCACCGCUCCCAACAGCACCACCACCACCAGCACCGCUCUGCACCGCAUCAAACACCUUCAGAUUCCUUCAUGUGUGGGGCGGACGUGCCGUUCCAGGUGCCUGGUGCAGGUCUAGAUGGUAACCAGCUGCUGAAGCAGUUCUGGGAGGAGGCCAGGGCCCGCACUCAGGCGCAGGAUCAGGUGGAACCUCAGGUGGAAUUCCAGGUGCCAGCCCAGGUGCAGGCCCAGGUGCCAGAGCACCGUUUCACACAUGAAACGCCUGUUACAGGUGCUUCUUUUGACGCCUCUGCUGGUGCUUAUAGCGCUGCUGAUGGUGCUGGUGGUGGUGAUGUUGGUGGGAGUAAGGAGGGGGAGGAGGGCCCGCGUGACCUGAGGUGGCUGCACCAGUCGUGUGUGGAGGCGGCUCAGUGGGGGGGAGGCGCACAGCUGACUGCUGACGAGCUGUCUCUGGCGGUGCUCAAGCUCAUGCAGUCACCCGGGUCUGGAGAUGAGGUCGCAGGUGAGCUGUUCAACCUGGUGGGCGAUCAAGGCUUCGAGUUCAUCCAGCAGCUGCUGCAGCAUCGCAAGGCGCUGGUGUCUGCAGCUCAGUCGGCCCUGUCAGCCCUGAAAGAAGCAGUGGAGGCGGACGGAGCAAGCAGCGGCGCCAGCAACAGCCACAUGCGGCACGGCGCUACAGUCACCGUGCAGACCGAGUCAGAGAAACAGCUGGAGAAGCUCCGGAAGAAAGAAGAUAAGAAAAUCGCUCGAGCCGCUGCGAAAACCGGAGGAGGAGGUGGAGUGGGGGGAGGAGGAGCGGGGAGAGGGGGGGUAGAGGGGGAGCUAGCAUGGUUGCUCGGCGCAGGGGGGUUUUCGGCGCUGGUGGAGGCCGGGGAGAAUAAAUUCGGAGGGGUGAUUGAUGCUCUGAUAGGCACAGGGGAUGAUGCUGUGCCGGUGAGGGCGCUGCCUGUGGGUACUAAGAGGAAGGCUUAUAAGGGGUAUGAGGAGGUGCAUGUGCCGCCGGCUGUGGCGGAGGGGAGCGCGGGGAGGGCACAGGAGAAGCUGGUGAGGGUGGGGGAGAUGGAGCCGUUCGCUCAGAAGGCGUUUGAGGGGUUUCAGACACUCAACCGCAUCCAGAGCCGCAUCUACCAGCGUGCUUUCUACUCCAAUGAGAAUCUCCUGGUGUGUGCGCCAACCGGAGCAGGCAAGACCAACAUCGCAAUGAUCACAGUUCUGCAUGAGGUCGGAGCCAAUUUCAAGAAUGGGGUGCUGCAGAAGAAUGACUUCAAGAUCGUUUAUGUGGCUCCCAUGAAGGCGCUAGCAGCGGAGAUGGCAGCAGCGUUUGGGAGGCGCCUGGCCCCUCUGGGGCUGGCGGUGCGAGAGCUGACUGGCGACAUGCAGCUGACCAAGAAGGAGAUGGAAGAGACGCAGAUGAUUGUGACGACACCUGAGAAGUGGGAUGUGAUCACGAGAAAGAGCUCAGAUGUGUCAAUGGCGUCGCUGGUGCGCCUGCUGGUGAUUGAUGAGGUGCAUCUGUUGAAUGACGACCGCGGGCCCGUGAUUGAGACACUCGUGGCGCGCACCUUGAGACAGGUGGAGAGCACGCAGAGCAUGAUUCGCAUCGUGGGGCUCUCGGCAACGCUGCCCAACUACACAGAGGUGGCACAAUUCCUGCGGGUCAACCUCGACACGGGUCUCUUCUAUUUCGACGCCUCCUACCGCCCCGUGCCACUCUCCCAGCAGUACAUUGGGGUCUCAGAACCCAACUUCGCCCGGCGCAACACCCUCAUGCACGAGAUUGCCUAUGAGAAGGCAAUGAAUGCGGUGAAGAACGGGAAGCAGGCGAUGGUGUUUGUGCAUUCCAGGAAGGACACCGUUAAGACUGCGAGGAUACUGAUGGAAACGGCGCAGAGGAACGGGGAGUCGGAGCUGUUCAAUCCGCAGGAGCAACCACAGUAUAAACUCAUGGAGAAGGAUGUGAUGAGGUCGCGCAACAGGGAGAUGGGGGAGCUCUUCCAGGCUGGUUUCGGCAUCCACCAUGCUGGCAUGCUGCGUCCCGACCGCUCGCUCACAGAGAAGCUCUUCAGCAUGGGGCUCGUCAAGGUGCUUAUGUGCACAGCCACGUUGGCAUGGGGAGUUAACCUGCCGGCGCACACUGUCAUUAUCAAGGGCACUCAGCUGUAUGACGCCAAAGUUGGCGGCUUCCGGGAACUGGGCAUGCUGGAUGUCAUGCAGAUCUUUGGUCGAGCGGGCCGGCCACAGUUUGAUUCGAGUGGGGAGGGCAUCAUCAUCACGGCUCACAACCAGCUCGCACACUACCUCCGCCUCAUGACCCACCAGCUCCCCAUCGAGUCCCAGUUCGUGGCGAUGCUAAAGGACAAUCUGAAUGCGGAGGUGGUGCUGGGGACGGUGACGAACGUGAAGGAAGCGUCAGCCUGGCUGGGGUACACGUACCUGUUUGUGCGCAUGCAAGCCAACCCUCUGGCAUACGGCAUGACGUGGCAAGAUGUAGCCAUGGAUCCGGGCCUGGUGGCUCGGCGGCAGGCCUUGAUCACCGAGGCUGCUCGUUCUCUUGACCGAGCCAAGAUGAUGAGGUUUGACGAGCGCAGCGGGCAGCUGUAUGUGACGGAGCUGGGGCGCGUGGCGAGCCACUUCUACAUUCGUUAUACUUCGGUUGAGACUUAUAACGAGCUGCUGAGGCGACACAUGAGCGAGAGCGAGAUUGUGGAUCUGAUAGCACGGUCUUCCGAGUUCGAGAACAUAGUGGUGCGAGAGGAGGAGAUGCCAGAGCUCUUCACUCUGCGCUCCAAGUUCUGCCCUCUGGAUGUGAAGGGCGGGCCAGAGGACAAGAUCGGGAAGAUCAACAUUCUCAUUCAGGUCUACCUAUCGCGCGGCUACCUCGACUCCUUCUCACUUAUCGCCGACACUGCCUACGUCUCCGCCUCUCUCGGCCGCAUCACACGUGCGCUUUUUGAAAUCACUCUAAAGCGAGGAUGGUGCUCCCUGGCGGCCUCCCUGCUGGAGAUGGCCAAGGCAGUGGACCAGCGCAUCUGGCCGCACCAGCACCCACUAAGGCAAUUCGAGUCGGUUAUUUCACAGGAGGUACUGUUCAAGCUGGAGGACCGGGGGUUGGAUCUGGAUCGACUGUGUGACAUGGACGACAGUGAGAUUGCUGCCAUCAUCCGCUCGCCCUACGCUGCCAAGCUGGUGUCGCAGUGCGUCUCUCAGUUCCCCUAUCUCGAGCUCGACGCUCACAUCAGCCCAAUCACCCGCACUGUGCUGCAGGUGACACUCUAUGUGACGCCCACCUUCCACUGGAAGGAAAGAUUCCAUGGCAACGCCCAGCGCUGGUGGAUAUGGGUGGAGGACAGCGAGAACGAGCACAUCUACCACACAGAGUACUUCAUUCUUUCCAAGAAGAUGAUGGCGCAGGGCACGCACACGCUCACCUUCACCAUCCCCAUCUUUGAGCCACUACCCCCUCAGUACUACGUGCGAGCCAUCUCAGACAACUGGCUCUCCUCCUCCUCCACACAUACCAUCUCCUUCCGCCACCUCAUCCUGCCAGAGCGCCACCCGCCCCACACAGAGCUCCUGAAUCUGCGUCCUCUGCCCGUCACAGCACUGGGGGACGCCGAAGCCAUCGGGCUGUAUGGCUUUUCACACUUCAACCCCAUUCAGACUCAGGCCUUCCACACGCUCUACCACUCCGAUCACAGCGUGCUGCUCGGUGCCCCCACUGGCAGUGGCAAGACCAUCUCGGCUGAACUUGCCAUGCUCAGGCUGUUCCGCACACAGCCAGGGAUGAAGGUGAUUUACAUAGCGCCACUUAAAGCCCUGGUGCGAGAGAGGAUGGAGGACUGGGGCAAGAACUUCAUGCCAAAGCUCGGCAAGUGCAUGGUGGAGCUGACUGGCGAUCUCACGCCAGACAUGAAGCUGCUGGUGGCGGCUGAUGUGAUCGUGGCAACACCAGAGAAGUGGGAUGGCAUCACACGCAGCUGGCACAACCGGUCAUAUGCGCAGACGGUGGGGUUGAUGGUGAUGGAUGAGAUUCACCUGCUGGGGCAGGACAGAGGGCCAGUACUGGAGGUGAUAGUAUCGAGGAUGAGAUACAUCUCUGCCCGCACCUCCCGCCCCAUCCGCUUCCUCGGCCUCUCCACUGCCCUUGCCAACGCCAGGGACCUGGCUGACUGGCUAGGAAUUGAGAAAGUCGGUCUCUUCAACUUCAAGCCCAGCGUGCGCCCCGUGCCGCUUGACGUGCACAUCCAGGGCUACCCGGGCAAGUUCUACUGCCCGCGCAUGAACGCCAUGAAUAAGCCGCUCUACGCCGCCAUUCUCACGCACUCACCCGUCAAGCCCGUGCUCGUGUUCGUCUCCUCAAGGCGCCAGACCCGGCUGACAGCGCUCGAUCUCAUUCAAUACGCAGCAGCAGACGAGCGGCCGCAGCAGUUUGUGCAUGCGAGUGAGGAGGAGAUGGAGGCGCAUGUGGCGAUGGCAUCGUCGGCAGAGCUGAAGCACACGCUGCAGUUUGGCAUCGGGCUGCACCACGCUGGGCUCACUCAGGGGGACCGUUCGUUGGUGGAGACACUCUUUGCUGAGAGGAAGAUCCAGGUGCUAGUAUGUACGUCCACAUUAGCAUGGGGUGUGAACCUGCCAGCCCACCUAGUGGUGGUGAAGGGAACAGAGUACUUCGAUGGGAAGCAGAAGCGGUAUGUGGAGAUGCCCAUCACAGACGUGCUGCAGAUGAUGGGGCGCGCGGGGCGGCCGCAAUUCGACAACGAAGCUAAAGCGGUGAUCCUCGUACAUGAGCCCAAGAAGAGCUUCUAUAAGAAGUUCCUAUACGAGCCAUUCCCAGUGGAGUCCUCACUCCACUUGGUCCUCCACGACCAUCUGAACGCGGAGGUGGCGGGGGGCAGCAUAGCCAGCGUGCAGGACGCCAUGGACUACCUCACCUGGACCUUCUUCUUCCGCCGCCUCCUCUGCAACCCCUCCUUCUACGGCCUCUCUGACACCAGUGCGGAGUCUGUGAAUGUGUUUCUUUCAGAUCUCGUCAGCCGCACGCUAUCCGACCUGGAUGCAGCCGGAUGCGUUGCCCUGCAAGAGGACGGCAGUGUGGAUCCUCUGCCGCCCGGCCUGAUUGCCUCGCAGUACUACCUGCACUUCACCACCGCCGCACUGUUCACCGCCAACCUCACUUCGCCGCCCGCUGCUGCGGCAAUUACCCUGGAGACGGUGCUGCAUGUGCUGUGUGGUGCGGCAGAGUUCGACGAGCUGCCAGUCAGGCACAAUGAGGAGUUUGUGAAUGCUGAGCUGGCAAAGCAUGUGCGGUGGAAGGUGGACCAUCGCACCUACGACGACCCACACACCAAGACCAACCUGCUGCUCCAGGCUCACUUCGCCCGCCUGGCCAUGCCAAUGAGUGACUACGAGACAGAUCUCAAAAGUGUGUUGGAUCAGACCAUGCGAGUGCUACAGGCCAUGAUUGAUACCGCUGCUACAGCCGGUUGGCUACAGCCUUCCCUGCUCACCAUGCGCCUCACACAGAUGGUCAUUCAGGCUGUCUGGUGCGACCUUGGCUCGCCCAUAGCCAUGCUGCCACAUGUCACGCCCUCAUUGGAGGAUGCCCUGUCAGCUGCCAGGCUGGCAUCGCUAUCCACCCUGCUGUCAGCCUCACCACAUCACCUCCGCCAGCUCCUCUCCUCCCACCUCUCGCCUGCUGCCCGAGCUGACUUCCUUCAGGCUCUGGGGAUGCUGCCGCGAGUGUCCAUGUCAGUAAGAGUGCUCCCCUCUGGCACAGCUGAUGGGGAGAAGACACCUGCGAAGUCCGCAGCAGCAGGAACAGCACCAGUGGUGGUAGAGGUGUCACUCCGUCGCUCGCGGCCGCACCAGCCACACUCUCUGCGUGCCUACACACCAUUCUUCCCCAAGGUGAAGGAGGAGGGGUGGUGGGUGGUGGUAGCAGCAGCAGACUCCCCCACUCUGCUUGCCCUCAAGCGUGUCUCCUUCACUCACCGACUCACCACUCGCCUGCAUGUGCCCGAGCUGCUGUCGCCGGUGAAGCAGCAAGUGACCGUGCCAACAAAUGCUGCUGCUGUAACUACCCGAGGGGCAAUCGGGCAGUACGUUAUCAACAAUGUGGGAUUUGUUACGGCGGCAGCUGCUGCUGCUGCGAAAGAGAAGGGGAAUGUGCCGGGAGGAGGUGAAGGCGUGAUUGAAGGGCGUCAGGAUGGGGUAAACUCAUCUGGAGGGGCAGGAGGAGCUGCUGGUGGGGUGGGAAGCAGUGAGGGGGGUGCUGCUGAGGAUGAGGAGGAAGAUGAGUUCUUUGAAGCAGAAGGAUAG
Molecule: messenger RNA, 7011 nt
Organism: Closterium sp. Naga37s-1
Lineage: Eukaryota; Viridiplantae; Streptophyta; Zygnematophyceae; Desmidiales; Closteriaceae
Source: the annotation of a GenBank genome assembly